AUGUCUAAUACUGAAUUCAAAGCACGUGCGCUCUACGAUUUCGUGGCUGAAGGUUCAAAUGAACUCAGUUUCAGUGCGAAUGAAAUUCUGACGAUAACAUCCAGCACAGCUGGACAUGGUUGGUGGUAUGCGAAAAACUCUUCAGGGCGAAUGGGUGUCAUUCCAGAAAACUAUGUCCAAGCUCUAGCCGAUCCACCAGAACCAAAUGAACCACCACCAGCUAUGUCAACUUUUUCUCAUACCAACAAUAACUAUCCUAAUCUCGAUGUAUUCGGUAGCAAUAAUAAUACAGCAAAAAGCAGUUAUUCCCCACCGGCCUAUGAUCAGCAUCAAUACAUGAAUCCAGGUACAUAUACUAACAAUUGGCAAGCGCAAGACACAUCGGCAUGGGCAUCAUCACCGCCACUACCACCACCACAACUAACAAACAGCAAUCGUCAAAUAUCAAAAAAAGACACUGACUCCGACGACAGUUUCAGUGAUUCGGAAUAUCCAACUGCACCGUCGAAUACGACGAAUUUCAACACUCAAGCAAAACAGCCUUCUGUAAAUGUAGCACCUACGUUACCGGUUCAUUCAACUUUAUCGAGUCAAGUUCGCAGUUCAAUUGUCGGAGGUGAAACAAGCAAAAGUGCACCACGAGCACGAUUUUUCGAUAAACAUGGUUUAGAUAGUUAUUUAUUAAAUGGUGGUAAAGGCAAAUCACCAGAUGAACAUGUUGAAAUAACUUAUGAUGACCGAGAAGGCGGUGUUUGUUGGUCACCAAAUCCUGGUAUGCCACCAUUUACAUGUAAAAUCGAAGAGCCAUCGAAAGGAACCAAAUUAGGAGGAUUGAAAGCAUUCACCGAAUAUAAAAUCUCUCCUCAAAUACACGGAAAACAGCCUGUCAACAGACGUUAUAAACAGUUUGAUUGGUUGCAUGAGCAACUCGUUAAUAAAUAUCGCUUUCUCUCUAUUCCACCGUUACCUGGCAAACAGAUAGCAGGACGAUUCGAACAAGAUUUUAUUAAAGAACGUCAACGAUUACUUGAAUUGUGGCUUAAUCGUGUAUGUCGUCAUCCUGUACUCUGUGCAUCUUUUCCUGUUCAACAUUUUAUUACCUGCGACGGUAGCGAUAAGAACAAAAAGGAAUGGAAAGGUGGAAAACGUAAAAUCGAAAAAGAUGAAUUCCGCGAUGCAUCAUGGUUACAAUGUGUAACUGUGAGAGACACAAGAAUAGCUGAAGAUGAAUUGCAUUCACAAAUAGACGCCUUUGUUCACCAACAGCCAGGUCUUGAAUCCCAAUUUAGAAAUCUCAGUCAAGGUUUAACGAAGUAUACCGAACGUUACACCGAUACUUACGAACGAGAUAUUCAGAAAAUUGGUGAAUUAUUUUCCAAAGUUCAUCUUGCUGUUCAAAUUGAUAAGACCACGCCGGGUAAUCAGGAAUUAUCCAACUCAAUCAAUAAAAUCAGCCGAUCUUACAAUGAUAUAGCUGAAUCAUAUAAAACAAAGGGAAGUGAAGGUCUUCGAAAUUUCAACGAACGCAUUCAAGAAUAUAUUGGACUUCUUGGCUGUUUUCCAUCAAUAUUAGGCAUUCAAAAGAGUGCCUCGGAUUUUAUGAAAACUGUCCAGCAACGUGGAAUCGAUGCCAGCGAUGCUGCUCGUCGUUAUCACGAUCUAAAUCAUGUUGUUCUAGCAGAAAUCAACUUCUUUCAAAAGCAGAAGGUCAUCGAUCUUAAUGAGUAUCUGCAAGAAGUCGUUGACGAACAAACAAACUUUUACGGCGAAAUCGCUGCCAAGUUACGUGAAGUUACGUUCAACGCAAAAUAA
Molecule: messenger RNA, 1812 nt
Organism: Adineta ricciae
Lineage: Eukaryota; Metazoa; Rotifera; Eurotatoria; Adinetida; Adinetidae
Source: the annotation of a GenBank genome assembly